GGGCAAUGGCUGCCACACUCAAGAUCGCUCCUUCCAUUGUUGGCUCCUGCCCCAGCAGAAAUGUGUCAGUCACUACAUAGCUGCGAUACACUUCCCAAAGGAAACCGAACAACAACAUCUGUUACCUCGCAUUUUCAAUUACAAACCUGGUCGUGCUGUCGUACUCUAUCGAGAUGCAUAACUUCGCGUGUACCCUCAGCCUGGCGCUGCUCCUAGGCAUCGUACAGUGCCAGUAUGAGAAGCUCUUUACGGACAAGGCAGCAUUUGUCGACCAUCCAUACCCUACGAUCCCCAUUCAGUGCACCGAGCUUGGCCCAUCCGGUUCUUAUCUGGACAGCGAUCACACUCAAGAAGGUGCAGGAUACUUUCCGGCUUUGUCGUGGCCAUCUCCGACCGAAGACACCAAGGAGUAUGUUCUCAUCAGCGAGGAUCCUGAUGCGCCGUUUAACGUUUCUGUCAUCCACGGCCUGUACUACGGGAUUCCGCGAGUAUUCACUGGUCUUCAGUACCCGGACUUUGAGAUCGAUAACACUAGAGGCCAACCAUUCAUGCUCCGGGGAGGAUUCAAAUAUGGGCAGAACCGCAGAGGCAGUGUAUACCUUGCACCCCGUGCACCUCACGGGCAAGGUCCGCACCGAUACUUUUUCGAACUGGUAGCGUUGAAUGAAACGAUUGACCAAAAUACGCUCAGCUCUCCAGCAACGGUGGACGAUAUCGCACGCGCUGUGGAGGGCAAAGUUGCCGGAUGGGGUGCAUGGAUGGGUUUAUGGGAGAAGUAACGUUAUGUUUGAACUUCCGAGACGUUUAAGUGAUAGGAUUAUCCUGAUAACAGGGCGGUUGUAUUGUCUGUUGGGUUAUAUUUGAUGACUGGAAGAACGGCUCUGAAGUUGAUACCCAGGAGUACCACUACAUCCUACAUUGAAGAUGUGGCUGAUGAACUUUUAACGAGCAAUUCGGAC
This is a messenger RNA of Aspergillus sclerotioniger CBS 115572, 959 nucleotides long. Its product is annotated as YbhB/YbcL family Raf kinase inhibitor-like protein. The coding region runs from base 174 to 779 and encodes 201 amino acids. The transcript has 2 exons. NCBI's taxonomy places the organism in Eukaryota, Fungi, Ascomycota, Eurotiomycetes, Eurotiales, Aspergillaceae. The record is from RefSeq and is a predicted model, not a curated record.